This is a messenger RNA of Prunus dulcis (almond), 1872 nucleotides long. Its product is annotated as transcription initiation factor IIA large subunit-like. NCBI's taxonomy places the organism in Eukaryota, Viridiplantae, Streptophyta, Magnoliopsida, Rosales, Rosaceae. Bases 366 to 1526 code for a protein of 386 amino acids. The record is from RefSeq and is a predicted model, not a curated record. Gene Ontology annotation, cellular component: transcription factor TFIIA complex. The transcript has 11 exons. Gene Ontology annotation, biological process: transcription by RNA polymerase II; transcription initiation at RNA polymerase II promoter.
GAGAAGAGAAGCUUCACGCUUAGUCUCUCACGCCCAAAAUAUCAGGAUCGUGCAGAUUUCGCCACGUGGAUACUCGAAUGUAAUCGGAUGCAAACCUAUUUAUAUUCCACUCUUUAUUCUCCAGUUCUCGUCCGCCCUUCUCUCUCUUUCUCUCGCUCUCUAUCCUUCGCCGUUGUCUCUCUCUCUCUCUUCUCUCACACUCAAUACAUCCCAAACCCAAACCCUAAUUCCAUGUUUGGUCAUCUGACUGUCAUCGAUUAUCUGCGCUGAAAUUUGCUCUGUCCCAAUUCUCCUAGGCAAUCUUCGAUUCGAUUUUGUGUUUUGCUGGACGAGAAUCGGAGGUCGGCGGAGCUGAGAUUUUAAAAAUGGCGACCUCCACGAGCAGUGUCUACGUCAGUGUUAUUGAGGACGUCAUCAACAAGGUUCGCGAAGAGUUCAUGAACAGCGGCCCCGGAGAAGACGUUCUCAAGGAGCUCCAAGGAACUUGGGAGGCGAAGAUGAUGCAAGCCGGUGUAGUAAAUACUCCUAUAGAGAGAGCUGUGGCGUCAAAGCCAACGCCUGGUAGUGCUAUUACUCCAGUUCACGAUCUCAAUGUACCUUAUGAAGGGACCGAGGAGUACGAGACACCCACUGCUGAGAUACUCUUCCCUCCAACCCCGUUGCAAACCCCAAUUCAGACGCCUCUACCCGGAACUGGGGACAACUUAUAUAACAUUCCUACCGGAGGUAGUGACUUUUCUGCAUCUGCAAACGAGUCUGGUAGCAGCAAUGGUGGCAGCAAUACAGAGCUGAAAGCUGGAAGACCUAGCCCCUACAUGCAACCUCCUUCUCCUUGGAUGAACCACCGACCCCCUCUAGAUGUUAAUAUUGCUUACGUGGAAGGGCGGGAUGAGGUGGACAGAGGGACCUCUCAUCAACCCCCGACACAGGACUUUUUCCAGAUGAAUUCUGGAAAGCGAAAACGUGAAGAUCUUGCUUCACAGUAUCCAGCUGGUGGAUUUAUACCCCAACAAGAUGGAGCUGGAGAUGCUGCACCUGAGGUUUUUGAGAUUGAGGUCAGUGGAGGGAGCACUUCUAUUGGUGGGCGUGCAUGUAGCGAGAUGGUAACUUGUGCAAUGAGGUCAACUCCCAAGAUUCCUCAACUUGAUGGGCCAAUUCCUGAUCCCUAUGAUGACGCGCUUUCUACUCCCAAUAUAUAUAAUUAUCAAGGAACUUUCAACGAAGACUACAACGUUGCCAAUACACCUACACCCAAUGAUCUACCAGUCAGCACUCCAGCUCCUGUUGUUCAAAAUGAUGUUGGAGAUGACGACGACGACGAGCCCCCAUUGAAUGAAAAUGAUGAUGAUGAUUUGGACGAUGUGGACCAAGGGGAGGAGGUAAACACACACCAUUUGGUUUUGGCUCAGUUUGACAAGGUGACACGCACCAAGAGCAGGUGGAAGUGCACAUUGAAGGAUGGGAUUAUGCGCAUAAACAAUAAGGAUAUUCUCUUCAAUAAGGCGACUGGAGAAUUUGACUUCUGAUUUUGCUUGAGAGCUGCCUAUUUUGGCAAUUAGCGGCAGUUGCCUUAGCAGGGCAAGUCCAGAGGUAUCAGUGGGUGUUUCGUAAUUUUUCUUUAUGAAUUAUUAUUAAGAGAGAGCUUGAGGGAAGAGAAAGACCAUGCUAGAUACUUUUUAAAGAUUGGGAUGGAUCAUGGAUGUUGGCCUAUUUGUACAUAAAGGAUGAUAGCUUUUUUGGCCUUUAAAAUGGGAUGGCUACUGAGGCGUUUCCGAAGUUUUACUAUUUCUGUGAUGGAAUGCAAUUCCAUUAACUCUGUAUACUGGAAUUUAUUCGUUAAUUUACGAAUUGCAUUGUUUAUUAUCUUUCCAA